Malus domestica (apple) is the source of this 1907-nucleotide messenger RNA. RefSeq lists its product as uncharacterized. Gene Ontology annotation, molecular function: protein binding. The record is from RefSeq and is a predicted model, not a curated record. Lineage: Eukaryota; Viridiplantae; Streptophyta; Magnoliopsida; Rosales; Rosaceae.
UGUUACAUUUAUUUAAUAUUUCAGCUCUUACUACCGAUUGGGCGUACCACAACCCUACCUCCCCAGUAUUUCGAUUUAGACCCGCUCCUCCCAUCUCUCAAUCUCCGGAACAAUCCUCAAAUUUAGGGUGAUUCGUGCACCCACCCCAUGUCUCUACACCCCUAGCCCCUCACUCGAAUCGCCCAUCCACCGUCUGUGCAAACCCUAGACCCACCCUCUAUCACCCUUCUGAUUGAGACCGACGUAUAGCCGACCCAUCUCCUUCGAGGCUCCGACUGCAAAGGACCUCUCCCCCGAGGCUUGGACCAUCGACCACGCUCAAUCGCCCAUUCUCCAGGUGCUUGAAAAGCUUGUUGCCCACGGAGAUGUCGGGGGAAACGAGAUCUGUGUUUCUUGUGGCACAUUGUUGGGAGAUGGACUUGUCAGGUGCAGUCUAUCGAGUAAAACUCCAAGGAGGAGUCCCUCUUGAUCUAGAACCUGUGUACCAGUUCUUCGAGAAGGAGCCGCUUCCUUAUCUUCACUCUCAGUGUGCAAGGAUUUUCAGCAAUUCCAACUCCAAGUUACAUCGAAUGGUACAUUCAGAUUCAGACGCUGCCAAACCCCCCACUUUUAUUGGAUAUAACUGUGCCAUGGAUACCACAUCUGAAACAUUCCCUGCCCCUAAAACACCUAAGCCGCUCGGGUCUGUUGUCUCUGCGUAUGGACACAUCUACCAUAUUGCAGAUCCCUUGUCCGGAACUCCAGAAUGCAGCUCAAACAUUCCGAACCCAUCCUUUGAGCGUUAUAAACCUGGUCAGGAAACUUGGGAGACACUGCCUCAUUUUCCGUAUUACAUAGAGUGCCGCUAUAUGUAUAUAUGUGGUUAUGCUGUUUGUCACGGCUGGAUUUUGUUUUCCCUGCGUCACAUGAAUGGGGUCAAAUCAAAAAUCUAUGCUUUUCAUAUCAAGACACAAGAAUGGCAUCGAGUUACAUCUGGUCACACUGGCUUUGUCGGGAGGGCCGUGGUUGUAGACCAGACUAUCUAUGGCUUGUCGUUAUCUUGUGAUAAAGUGCUAGUGUUCUCAUUUGGGAUCAGUUAUGGUGAAGAGGGUCGCAAUAUUGCCUGUUCACUAAGCACACCCAUACCGUUGCAAGUCCUGGAUAGUGCUCUUAAGCCAUCUCGAUUCAGUGAGUUGACAGGGCAGUUGGUUCAUCUGGGAGACAAGGAUUUUUGUCUUGUCCAGACUAGAGACAACGAGUACUCUUGUGUUCAUCAAGAUAUUUGUAUCACCACUAUUCAGAUCAUUGCCGGAGAAGAAGGAUGUCCCAUGAUCAAGACCGUGCGUUCAACUGUUUAUACUGUGGACACCAAUGAGUUGGGUCAUUUUGGUAUUUACUGCAGCUUCACGCCGGAGUUGAAGGAUGUCGAACCUGAAGAAGGGGAGAUUGUUGCCGUGCAAGAACCAGCCAAAUCAAAAGGAUGAAAGCUAGGACGAGUGCCUGUGUGUAUCGCACCAAAUGGACAUUCCAGCAAACACACAAGUCACAAGAGCUAACCUGUGCCCACUUUUACAAGCUUCCAUCAUCAUUAGCGUCAAAGUCUCUGAGCUAAGUUUCCAGCCUUAAAGGCUGUAUCUGGUGGCAGAUUUUCAAGUUCUAAGACAAGGCCGAGUAAGAAAGGAAUGCACUAUAGAACAUUUUGUAAUAUGUGGUGCAUUUUAAGCCCUCAUAUCAACAAUCACUAAGACCUACUCCAAUUCUUAGAGUAAAACUCAAAAUUUAGGUUAUAAACUUACCUCAACUUGCUCCAACCCUUGGGCCAAAUAUGACUUAAAACCCAAAACUUAUUUUUGGGGCAAAUUUAGCCAAGACUUCCUACUGGGUUAGUGGGGCAAACCCACUAAAUACGUCUAUUUUUUUUAGUUUUA